Westerdykella ornata is the source of this 1538-nucleotide messenger RNA. RefSeq lists its product as uncharacterized. Gene Ontology annotation, cellular component: cytosol. NCBI's taxonomy places the organism in Eukaryota, Fungi, Ascomycota, Dothideomycetes, Pleosporales, Sporormiaceae. The record is from RefSeq and is a predicted model, not a curated record. Bases 151 to 1176 code for a protein of 341 amino acids. Gene Ontology annotation, molecular function: mRNA binding; metal ion binding. Gene Ontology annotation, biological process: cytoplasmic translation. The transcript has 4 exons.
AUUCGUCACUCGCAUUUGACUCCACGCCUAGGAUAACCAUUGCCGCCGGGCACACGCCACACCUAGGACUCGACCCGUAUCAGUUUUUGGAUAGACCGGACUUGUGCAGCACCCCCUUUUUGGAAGUAUAGAAGAAUAUAGAAAUUCAUCAUGGCUCCCAAAGGCAAGGACCAGCCGAAGGAGAAGAAGGUGGCUGUUGACAAGACUUUUGGUAUGAAGAAUAAAAAAGGCGGCGCCGCCCAGAAACAAAUCAAACAAAUCCAACAAGCCUCCGCCAGCGCCAAAACCCCGGACCAGAAGCGCAAAGAAGCCGAGAAGCUACAACGCGAGAAGGAGAAGAAAGCCGCCGAGGAGGCCAAACGCGAAGCGGCAGAGCUCUUCAAACCCGUACAAGUACAGAAAGUACCCUUUGGCGUCGAUCCCAAGACGGUGUUGUGCCAGUUUUACAAGAAGGGGGCAUGCGACAAGGGCAAGAAGUGCAAGUUCUCGCAUGACUUGGCGGUGGAGCGGAAGAGCGAGAAGAAGAGUUUGUAUACGGAUAGUCGGGACAAGUCGAAGGAGGAGGAGGAGGAGGCGAAGAGGAAGGAUAAUAUGGAGGAUUGGGAUGAGGAGAAGUUGAAGAAGGUGAUUUUGAGUAAGAAGGGGAACCAGCGGACGACGACGGAUAAGGUGUGCAAGUACUUUAUUGAGGCGAUUGAGAAUCAAAAGUAUGGCUGGUUCUGGGUGUGUCCGAAUGGAGGGGAUAAGUGCAUGUAUAAGCACAGCUUGCCGCCUGGAUUCGUUAUCAAGACCAAGGAACAGCGGGCUGCGGAGAAGGCCCUCAUGGACAAAUCGCCGAUGGCGACUCUCACGCUGGAAGACUUCCUCGAGUCGGAGAGACACAAGCUCACCGGAACACUCACACCUGUCACGGAAGAGACAUUCGCCAAGUGGAAGAAGGAGCGUAUGGACAAGAAGGCUGCCGAGGAGCAGGCCAAGCAGAUGAAGGAUGCUACAGGCCGUGCCAUGUUCGAAAGGGGCGGAUGGGACAAGGACAGCGAGGACGAGAGCGACGACGAGGCUGGUGGCGCGUGGAAUCUGGAGGCGCUCAGAAGGGAGACGGAAGCUGCAAGGCUACGGAAAGAGGAGGAGAGGUUGGCGGCACAGAUGGGGGUCCCUGUCCCGUCCGCGUCUUGAGGUUACCUGCGGUUAAGCUUUGAGAGCGGUGGUUGAACGGAAAUUUCUUCAUGGAAGGGCCGAAACCUCCAAGGCCUAGGAAUAGGACUUGAGUGGCGCCCGACAGGACGUCAAUGUAGAGGAAGCAAAAAGACUGCGAAGGACACGAGGCGAUAAAAGCGGGCACAUGGCGGGCGUUGCAGCAUCAUAUUUCCCAGCGGCAUGCAUCCCACCAGUCGAUCCCACCCACAGCGGUGACAAGAUCCGGUGUUUGGCGUUGCUCCUUUUUGGAUACUGGGUUGGCGGUAUAUAUCAGCUUGGAUAGUAGCUCGAUGAUAGGGUAUGUGAACCAUUAUUAUAGGAAAAUGUUUGAUCGAUACAAC